This is a messenger RNA of Malus domestica (apple), 2212 nucleotides long. RefSeq names its product IAA-alanine resistance protein 1-like. Gene Ontology annotation, biological process: intracellular zinc ion homeostasis; zinc ion transmembrane transport. Gene Ontology annotation, cellular component: membrane. NCBI's taxonomy places the organism in Eukaryota, Viridiplantae, Streptophyta, Magnoliopsida, Rosales, Rosaceae. The record is from RefSeq and is a predicted model, not a curated record. Gene Ontology annotation, molecular function: zinc ion transmembrane transporter activity.
CCAGAAAGGCGAGUCUCUCGACUGUGGACUUGCGGGAGUGGCAAAGAGUGUGGAGUGAGAGAAUAGCGACCGGGCUGUCAGAGUUCUUUGGGGAUUCCGAGAACAAAAUAAAAGGAUAAAGAAAAAAAAAAAGGCCCGAAAAGGGAGAGGGAGAGAGAGUGUCGGGGAUGGAUGCGGUGACAUUCGGCAUAAUAAUCGGCAUAAUCGUCCUCUUUUUUGUUGCUGUUGUUGUCGUGACCAUCGAAGGCACUUGCAAGCGCCGUCCUUCUUAAGCCCUCCCUCCCGACAAAACAGACUUCUACUUCUCCACCAACACCGACCUUAAAUUCGAUAAUUACAAUAAAACCCCACCUUAACACACGACUGGGGUUUCUCAGAAAAUGGCGCUUUGUAAGAAAGGUUUCGUCUUGGUUGCUGUUGCUUUGGUUGUUGCGCACUGUUCGGAUCUGAGUUUUGUUUCUGGGUUCUCUGCAUCUGCCGCUCACGAGCCUCACACUCAACACCACGGCUGCAGCCAUGCGCACCACCACGACCACGGCCACGGUCACAGCAGCGGCCACAGCCACAGCCACGGCCACGGCCACCAAGAGGAGAGAUUGUUGGCGACAUCGAAGCUUCCCGAGGAAUUGGCGGAGGAGGAGGACAUGAAGUUGUACGGAUUUGAAUUUCAUCAGCACGUUCAUGGUCACGAUCACGAGCAUUUUGGUGCUCCGCAGCUCUCGGUUCUUGGUAUUUCUUCGAAAUUGUGUCUUUGGAUUCAUUCCUUGGGGUGCUCGCUUUUGGUGAGCAUGGCCUCCCUCAUUUGCCUGAUUAUAUUGCCAGUGAUAUUUGUGCAGGGGAAGCCAUCCAAGGCAGUUGUUGAUUCGUUGGCUUUAUUUGGGGCUGGAGCAAUGUUGGGGGAUGCUUUUCUUCAUCAAUUACCACAUGCUUUUGGAGGAGGGCACUCCGACUCGCAUGACCACCAUGAAGGCCAUUCCCAUUCCCAUUUGCAUGAGCAUUCACAUUCGCAUUCUUUGGACGAUCUUUCAGUAGGAUUAUCCAUCCUGGCGGGAAUUGUAUUAUUUCUUCUGGUAGAAAAGACAGUGAGGUAUGUUGAGGAAAACUCUGGAGGAACUAAUGCAUGGAGUCAUGGUCAUCAUCAUCAUCAUCAUCAUAAGAAGAGCAAGAAAUUGAAGGAUGAUAAUGAUUCUCAUGAUGACUUGCAGUCAGAAUCUUCUAAUGGAAAAGAUGGAAGGAAACUGACGAAGUCAUCUGACGGAGAAGUGACAGCUGAUGGUUUAAAUGAUUCUUUGAUUGAAAAUACUCAACAGGACUCUCAUAUUCGCAAGAGAAACACUAGGACUGGUGGGAGCGAUGAUAAACAACAUGUACAUGCUGCAAAUGAUUCCACUCCUGAGGCCAAGUCCGCAAAAGGGGAAACUACUCGAUCACCCUCAAAUCUUGUGUUCGGCUAUCUCAAUCUCUUCUCGGAUGGUGUUCACAAUUUUACAGAUGGGAUGGCUUUAGGAAGUGCAUUCCUGCUUCAUGGAUCUGUUGGUGGGUGGUCUAGAACUCUGUUCUUGCUUGCACAUGAGAUUCCUCAAGAGGUCGGUGAUUUUGGUAUUCUUGUAAGGUCUGGUUUCAGCGUAUCUAAAGCUCUGUUCUUCAACUUUCUCUCAGCACUUGUGGCACUACUUGGAACCGCAGUGGCUCUUAUUUUGGGACAGAAUGCAGGACAGUCAUCUUUGAUUGAGGGUUUUACAGCUGGUGGAUUUAUAUACAUUGCUGUUGCUGGAGUGCUUGCUGAAAUGAACAACAAUGGCGGCUCAUCGUUGAAAAGCACGGCUUUACAGCUAACUGCGUUGAUACUUGGCAUAGGAGUUGCCCUAUGUAUAUCACUUUUUGAAUGAAACUUUGUUUAGAAACCGGAGCGGGACUAUCCAAAUGUGCUGCACGGGCAUCUGGGUUUUACAGCUGAUAAUUGUGCGGUGAAUGUGGAAAAGGGACGGGAAGACAGAGAAGAUGAAGGUGGUUAACCUUGCUGCGGUAUUAUUCUGGAAACUCUCGAGGGUGAUACCAUAGUGGACAACUCUCCAUGGAAGACGGCGAACUUGCUCUUUUUUACUCCCCUGUUUAGGAGAUUACGGUUUCUUCAUGUCUUUUUCCUUUCAGAUACCUAUAUAUGUAUAGGACGUGAUUUUUGUAAUGAAAGAGAAAAAGUUAUCAUAUGCUA